Argentina anserina (silverweed cinquefoil) is the source of this 1131-nucleotide messenger RNA. RefSeq lists its product as uncharacterized. Bases 1 to 1131 code for a protein of 376 amino acids. The record is from RefSeq and is a predicted model, not a curated record. NCBI's taxonomy places the organism in Eukaryota, Viridiplantae, Streptophyta, Magnoliopsida, Rosales, Rosaceae. The transcript has 3 exons.
AUGAGGAAGUUGUGCCCUAACCUUGACAAUGAAGAUGGCCUUGAUACCGUUCUGGAGGUGCCGAUACCCGAAGACAUGUUCACCCUUAUGGGCAGCAGUGCCGCAUUGCGAUGGCAUAAUUUGCGUGCAUUCAUGAAAAACCAGUCCCAUGAGAAGUAUGCCACUUCUCAUCUUCCGUCAGGAUCAAAUAGUGAGUUUAUGGCAUUGCUUAAGCUUGUAGGUUCUCCUUUGAUCCCUCUUCAGGUUCAUUGCGACAAUGGCCUCACCCGACCCAUCAAAGAUUGUUCCAUUGAGGCUUCUACCGCGAAAUACAUUGUACAACAAUAUGUAGCAGCCAUCGGAGGUUUAGGGGCAUUGAAUGCCGUGAAUAGUAUGUGUGCAGUUGGGCAGGUGAGGAUGGUGGGAUCUGAAAUGCACAAAGGCGAUGAUAGCAGUGUUUAUACCACGACGAACGUGAACAGUGAAGUCGGUGGAUUUGUUCUUUGGCAAAAGAAUCCCGACUUGUGGUGCUUAGAACUGGUUGUUUCCGGCUACAAGGUAAGCGCCGGAAGUGAUGGCGCUGUUGCAUGGAAUCAGUCUGGUUCUCAACCUUCUCAUGCCAAUAAAGGCCCCCCAAGACCCCUUCGUCGCUUCUUUCAGGGAUUGGAUCCGAGGAGCACAGCCAACUUGUUUUUGGACGCAGUAUGCACGGGAGAGAAGAACAUCAACAAAGAAGAAUGCUUCAUACUCAAGCUUGAAACGCCGGCAGAUAUUCUUCAGUCACAAAGCACAUCCCAAACUGAAAUAGUCCACCAUACAAUAUGGGGCUACUUCAGCCAAAGAACAGGGCUUCUUGUCCAGUUUGAGGACACAAAGCUGGUGAAAAUGAAAGCCGCUAGAGGAGGCGAUCGCGUUUUUUGGGAGACAACUAUGGAGACUUCUGUAGGGGACUAUAGAUACGUCGAUGGCAUUAACAUAGCACACGGUGGCAAGACGUCUGCUUUGUUAUAUAGGUAUGGACAUGCUUAUAAUCAAAAGAGAAGGAUUGAGGAGACGUGGGAGAUUGAUGAGGUUGAUUUCAAUGUUAAUGGGUUGUCCAUGGAGUGCUUUCUACCUCCUUCCGACCUCAAGAGAGACGAUGGAGAACAAUAG